CAAGGCUUUUAGGUUACCAACCAGGUGUCACCGAUAAGACAUGUGCAGAACUCUAGAAUAAUAUCUUCCGCCAGCUGUCCUUUUAAAAUAUCCUAUGUAUAUAAUCGACUAACGUGUGUAUCCACAAAGGGGUUUUCAUUAUCACGCGGUGGAUGACCAAAUGGGAUGUUGCAAUCCCGUCACGUGAUCCAGGUGUGGCAUGUGUACAUUACCACGAGGAGGUGAGGUGGGGUGAGGUUUCUUCAACGUCGCGUUCAGGAUUUCAACAUUUAUAUAGCGGCGUCCACAGUGAGGUCGAAGGAGGGCGACUCAGCAAGUUCAACAUGGCCUUCUUUCCGCAGCUCCGGCUGCUUAUGUGGAAGAAUUUCCUUCUACAACGUAAAAAGAUUUGUGUGACAGUCUUUGAAAUUCUCUUACCUCUACUAUUUGGAGUGAUAUUCUUCAGCUUUAGAUUUAUGAUACCGGUUACUCAUGAACCAGCGAGGGUGUAUUCCUCCAGGGCGGUGAAUCGUCGAUUUUCGUACUAUUCCAAUGACCUUGUUCUGUUCACACCCAACAACACCCUCAUCACUGGACUGAUUACAGGUAUUAACGAAACACUCAUCAACCAAACCUUUAGGUUUAAUCAUUAUUCAGGCUUGCCUACGUUCAAAGGAUUUUCAUCGAGAAAAGAUAUGCUGGACUACUUCAGUUACAAUUCUGAAGAAGUUGGCUUUGCUGUUGAAUUUGAAAACGUUGCAAUGACAGACACCGUCAUGCCCAAGAAAUUGCGAUGUGCCAUUCGUCCCAAAGGGGACCAAUAUGGGGGUUCGUGGCACACCACGGAGACCACACCCUUCGUGGCUAGUGCAGGACCAAGAGGUGGUUCCGAUCCAGACUAUGAGGACUUUGUGGUUCUGCAGCGUAUAUUUUAUGAAGCCAUCAUCAAACAUUUCAACCCGAACUCAAUCGCUAUACUGCAAGACCUGAAGGUUCAAAUGCUGCGAAUGCCCUACCCGCCCUACAUCGAUGACACCAUGACACUGCUGCUGCAGUACACGUUUCCGGUGUUGCUGAUGCUGAGCUUCAUCCUGAUGGCCAUCCAGACAACAAAGGGAGUUGUUUACGAGAAGGAAAGAAAACUGAAAGAGUCCAUGAAGCUGAUGGGUCUGAGUGCUGCAGCUCACUGGACGUCUUGGUUUCUGACCAGCUUUAUAUAUGUGUUGGUAAUCAUGGCGCUGUAUACUCUGUUGUGUGGCAUUAAUGCAAGUGGAAAUGGAGCUGCUCUGGCCAAAUCAGAUCCCUCCCUGUUCUUUGUGUUCCUCCUCUGUUACGGCGUCUCCAUCAUCUCCUACUGCUUCAUGAUCAGCGUCUUCGCUCAAAGGGCAAACAUCGGAGCAGCAAUCAGCGGGAUCGUGUUCUUCAUAUCCUAUUGCCCGUACUUCUACCUGCAGAUCAUAUACCAGAACAUGUCCAGGCCAGCUAAACUGGCUUCCUGUCUUCUGAUUAAUGUGGGAAUGGCGUUUGGAGCAAAGGUCAUAACACUCUACGAAGGAGCUGGCUCGGGUGUGCAGUGGUCUAAUUUUCAUGAGCCCGCUACUGUGGAUGACAACUUCUCCCUGCUGGAUGCCAUUUUGAUGUUGCUAGGCGACACAGCAAUUCACCUUCUCAUCACCUGGUAUAUAGACAAUGUUUGGCCAGGGGAGUUUGGUGUGCCGAAACCAUUCUAUUUCCCUUUCACUGCUUCUUACUGGUGUGGAACUAAGCAGAGUAAUGCCGAUUAUUCAAGCAAUCAGCACUUGGAUGAGAAACACUUUGAAAAGGAACCAAGUGGUAUGAAAACUGGAAUAUCCAUCCAAAACCUCAAAAAGAUUUUCGGCUCUGGAUCUAAGAAGAAGGUAGCUGUGGAUGGGAUGAGUCUCAACAUGUACGAGGGUCAGAUCUCUGUCCUCCUGGGUCACAACGGUGCUGGAAAAACUACAACCAUGUCUGUUCUUACAGGUUUCAUCCCUGCAUCUGGAGGGACCGCCAUUGUGAACGGUUAUAACAUCAGCAAUGACAUCCAGAGUGUCCGGCAAAGUCUAGGUCUCUGUCCGCAACACAACAUCCUGUUUGACAGCUUGACUGUUGAGGAACAUCUUGAGUUCUUCGCCUGUUUGAAAGGUUGUCCGAGCAAAAAUGUUCAAUCUGAUGUUACCACCAUGAUGAAUGAAGUUGGUUUGAGUCUGAAGAGAUUCACUCAGUCUCAGCAUCUUUCUGGAGGACAGAAGAGGAAGCUUUCUGUAGGCAUUGCUCUGAUUGGAGGAUCGAAGAUCGUGAUCCUGGACGAACCGACUUCCGGUAUGGAUCCUGCAGCCAGGAGACAGACAUGGGACAUCCUUCAGAGGAACAGACAGGGCCGGACCAUGCUGCUGACCACUCACUUCAUGGACGAAGCUGACCUUCUGGGUGACCGCAUCGCCAUCAUGGCAGAAGGGGUGGUCAAGUGCUGCGGGACAUCGUACUUCCUGAAGAAACUCUAUGGAGCUGGCUAUCACCUGGUGAUGGUGAAGGGACCAACCUGUCAGGUGGCAUCAGUGACGGCAGUUGUCCAGCAAUACGUCCCUACAGCAGUCAUGGAGAGUGAGAUCAAUGCUGAACUCUCCUACUUGCUGCCUGAUGACCAGUCAGCCAACUUUGCUGCUCUCUUCACGGAGAUUGAAACCCAGAGGGAGAAGCUUGGCAUAUCCAGUUUUGGCGCAAGUGCAACCACUAUGGAGGAAGUGUUCCUCAAAGCUGGCGAGGAGGAGCAAAAGAAGGAUGGAGAUGUCAAUGAAGACUACCCAACAGGAUCAAGAAACAAUUUGAUAUCUAACGAAACAAAUGGCUUGAGCAACGGCAACUAUGAAAUGAGAGAGGCGGGGACGGCAGAUAUAUUAGCAUUCAAUAAGGGAUUCACCAAAACCAGAGGAAUAAUGUUGGAGCUGUCUCGCUUCAGAGGAUUGUUUGUAAAGAAGGCUCUUCACACAUUGAGGAAUAGGACCAUCACCAUUGUCCAGCUUCUGUUGCCAGUACUUUUUGCUAUUGCUGCUCUGGCAAUCAGCAAGGUAGACCCAGGCGAAGUAGUCGAAGUUCCAUUAACUCUAGACUUGGCACCAUUCAAAGGCACCUACGUCCCAUAUAAAGGAGGUUCUGGACCACUACCACAGACACUUGCACAGGCAUACCAUGAUCAAUUUGCAGGAUCUGAAAACAAACCUGAGAUGAUGUCGACAAAUAAUAUGACAAGCUAUUUCUUAUCAAGAGGAAAGGAUCUUGGUGUUGGUGGAUACAACAAGAAAAUGAUAAUUGGAACCCAGUUCAAAUCUAGCAAAGAAGCAAUUGGUAUUUUUAAUGGACAACCUUACCACAGCCAGCCCAUAGCUUUGUCUUUCAUGAUGAACGCAAUCCUCAAACAUUUUACAUCUCAGGAUCAUUCCAUUACCACUAUCAACAACCCUCUUCCUCUUGAUGCAAAAAAGACAUCACGCAACACACUUUCAGUUGUAUCUGGACUCGGCUUUUCUGUGGCGUUUUGUCUUAUCUUUGGCAUGGCCUUCCUAACGUCAUCAUUCGUCCAUUUCCUUGUCAAGGAGAGAUUGGUGGGCGCCAAACAUCUUCAGACUGUCAGUGGGGUUGGAUCAUUUGUCUUCUGGUUGUCCAACUUUGUCUGGGACUACAUCAACUACCUGAUUCCAUCCCUGUUGCUGCUGGUUGUGUUUGCAGGAUUCCAGUCGCCAGCAUAUACAGAAGAUGGGAGAUUAGGCAUCGUGUUCCUCAUCCUGCUUGUGUAUGGUUUGGCAGUUCUGCCCUUCAUGUAUGCUCUCCAGUAUAUGUUCAAGUCCCCUCCAACCGGGAUGGUUGUCAUCAUCAUCUUGAACAUUAUCACAGGUCUUGCAACUCUUUUAACAGCAUUUAUGCUGACCACCCUACAAAAGACAUCUGAGGCUAAAGUCGCAGACUGGAUAUUUCUACUAGUUUUCCCUCACUACAAUUUUGGGAAGUCCUACAUGGAUAUGUACAGCAACUAUCAAACCCUUGACAGCUGUAUUAAGAAAAACUACACAUCACUUUGUGCAACAACAACAGGGGGAGAACCAUGCUGUAAAGAUUCAUGUGGAGAUUACUGUUUUCAAUUCACUGAAAACUUCCUGGAUUGGGACUCCCCGGGAGUGGGACGCUAUGUUGUCUUUAUGCUGUUCCAGGCAGUGGUUUAUAUGUCUGUGACACUGUUCAUUGAGUAUCAGAUACCACAGAGAAUCUGGUAUGCCUUUAGACCACAGGAAACAGAAAUACCACAGCCCGGUGCAUCGUCCCUCAGUCCAAUUCAACACGUUCCAGAGGAUGGAGAUGUUCUCAGUGAAAGGCAACGCAUUGAUGAAUUACCCAUUGGAGACGGGAACUCAGAUGCACUGGUCCUGAAGGACGUUUACAAACGAUACGGGAACUUCGUUGCUGUUGAUCAUCUGAGUGUGGGCAUACCAGAGAAGGAGUGUUUUGGUCUCCUUGGACAAAACGGUGCAGGAAAGACAACCACAUUUAAAAUGAUUACUGGAGACGUCAUGCUGACACGUGGAAAUGUUUUCUUACAGUCUUUCGACAUCAAGAAUCACACCCAAAAGGUGCAAGAGAACAUGGGCUACUGUCCCCAGUUUGAUGCCCUAAUUGAUCAGAUGACAGGACGAGAGACUCUCACCAUGUACGCCAGACUCAAGGGAGUGCCGGAGAGCCGCAUCAAAGGAGUCUGUGACAACCUGCUGGAUAUCAUGAUGCUCAGGCAGUAUUCAGACAAACCAAUAUCGGAGUACAGUGGUGGUAACAAGCGUAAGCUGAGCACCGCCAUCGCUCUGGUUGGAGACCCAGCCUUCAUCAUGCUGGAUGAGCCGUCCACAGGGAUGGACCCCAAGGCCAGGAGGCAGCUCUGGAACGUCCUGUCAAAGGUCCGGGAGUGCGGCAGGACCCUCGUGCUCACGUCUCACAGCAUGGAAGAAUGUGACGCUCUGUGUACAAGAAUUGCCAUUAUGGUGAAUGGAAGAUUUGUGUGUCUUGGAACACCACAACAUUUGAAGACCAAAUUCGGCCAGGGCUACACACUGAUAGCUCGGAUGAAAACAGUUGAAACUCAACCAGGAGUAUCAGAAGAAAGAGCUCCCGCUCCAACAGAACCACUUGUGAACUUCAUCACUUCAUCCUAUCCCAACACCCACGUGUUCGACGACCAUCAGGGCUAUGUUCACUUCCAAGUUCCUUACAACGCCGUCAGUCUCGCCCAGGUCUUCACAGUGAUGGAACAAUCCAAGGUGCAGUUCUCUGUCGAGGACUAUUCAGUUCACCAAACAACCCUGGAACAAGUGUUCCUCUCAUUUACACGAUGGCAGAUUCCACCAAAGGAGGAUAAAACAAGCCUUUGCAAGAGAAUAUGUUGCUGCUGUUGAGGGAUUUUAGAAUAAUUGUACAUUAUAGUGAAUAACAUCACAGUUGACAAAUAUGAGAGACAUGGCCAAGUAAUGGUUAUGUACUCUAGAUCUUAUACAGGUUUUCCAAAUAAUCCAAAUCUUAGCUUUAAGGUUUCUGAUACACAAAUGUAUUCCUAAGCUAUUAUCACAACAUAUCAUCAUGCCAUGUGUGCCAUAUUUACAAUCCAAUGUCGUUAAACGAUGGUAUCAGGGUAAACAACCUUCCAGAAUGUAAUAUUGUUUUUUAACAUAUGUAUCAAAACAUAUAUUCGCAUGCAUACAUGUAUAUUACAUAUCUGUGUAUGCUUAUGUAGCGAGUCGAAAGGGAUGAUAAGAGAUUUUCAGUUACUUUUAUUCUGAACUAUUAAGAAGGAAUCUUUUUUCUGAUUAAGGUUUUCCAAUGGCGACAAAAAACGUAACGAUUUACUAAAUUUGAAAAAGUUAGAUAGUUCAUUAGAAAACAAAGGGAGUCUUGUUUUCAGAAUUUUAUGUUGAAGAGCAAGUCUUAUGGAAAAAAUAUAACUAUGCAGAAUUGGAUAGAUCGUAACAAUGUUAAUACAAAUAUCGUAUUCAAAAUAUCUAAAAAUGUUUAUUUGCACUUCAGUCCAGUCUGUCAAUUUCAAAGGUUGAAGUAAAAAUACUGCAGAGGCAGAUAUAGAGGCUCCAUGUAUGGUCAUGUUGGGGGUAACUUCAAAAGUUACACGUUUGAUCGCACAAGGCCGUCCCUCUCGUUCGCACCCUAGCAAGCAAGCCUCCGUCAACGGUCAUGGUUUGCUGCACACGUUCUCGGCAAAGCAACCUCUUCUUUACUCUUUCUAACUCUAAGACAUUCUCCUAUCCACAAUUAAACACUGGCCAUUUGUACAUUGUACUUCCCUUCGCAUGAGUGGAUCCGGAGAGCGGAAGGUCCGCGUCAUACCAAAGACGUUAAAAGAUGGUACUUGUUGUUACCCUGUCUGGCGCAGGGCAUAAAGGGGAUAAAACAAGGACUGGUCGGCUCGGAGUCAGU
This is a messenger RNA of Haliotis rufescens (red abalone), 6462 nucleotides long. RefSeq names its product phospholipid-transporting ATPase ABCA3-like. Gene Ontology annotation, molecular function: ATP hydrolysis activity; ABC-type transporter activity; ATP binding. The record is from RefSeq and is a predicted model, not a curated record. The transcript has 19 exons. Gene Ontology annotation, cellular component: intracellular membrane-bounded organelle; membrane. The coding region runs from base 153 to 5432 and encodes 1759 amino acids. Lineage: Eukaryota; Metazoa; Mollusca; Gastropoda; Lepetellida; Haliotidae. Gene Ontology annotation, biological process: transmembrane transport; lipid transport.